CUUUCUUUAUACUUUCUCCCGCUGGCACCGCUGCGGAUUGCUCUCAUCUCUCUCCAGGUUUCUCUCUCCUCCGUCUCUACCUCUCGAAUUCUGAUCUUAUGCUAUGUUGGUUGACCGUAGAUAUCAGUUUGAAAUGCAUUGAUUCAUAGAGUUAAAAAGGUUUUCUGAUUACAUACACAACUGAUAUCCAAUUUUACUGGGCGAAAUACGAUUGUGCCUCUGUUGCUUUUCGAGCUUUGUCCACAGGGGAAGAUACGAGAUUGACAUCACUUGUUGAUUGUGAGCGAUGAUCAGGCUUUUUGAUUCUCAUUGUCACUUACAAGAUUCGAGAAUCUUGAAUGUGGCUCCUAAACUUAUAAAAGAGGCCCUUGAUACCGGUGUCCUUCACUUUGCCGUAAAUGGAGUGUCUGAGAAGGACUGGCAUUUGGUCAAGGAGAUGAGUGAAACCCAUCCUUCAGUUGUUCCGAACUUUGGCCUUCAUCCCUGGUUUAUAUCCGAUAGAACUCCCGAUUGGCUGAAGACGUUGAAAGAUUUCCUGGUAUCCACUCCCUCUGCUGCAGUAGGAGAGAUUGGUUUGGACAAAGGGUCUACUGGGAAGAAGAUAGAUUUUACAGAUCAAGUUGAAGUCUUCCGCCAACAGCUCCAACUCGCGAAAGAGCUGAAUAAACCAGCAUCUAUCCAUUGUGUGCGUGCCUUUGGCGAUCUUCUUGAGAUUCUGAAAUCCGAGGGGCCUUUCCCUGCUGGUCUGGUAUUGCACUCGUUUCUUGGCUCUGCUGAGAUGGUUCCUGAAUUAUCUAAGCUUGGUGCUUACUUCUCGUUUUCUGGGUUUCUCAUGUCGAUGAAAGAGAGCAAGGCGAAGAAAAUGUUGAAGUCUGUUCCUCCUGAAAGGAUUCUGUUGGAGACAGAUGCUCCGGAUGCCCGGCCAAGCUCGGUUGAUCCGGAUUCUCUAUUUGUGAUCAAGACAGAGGUCUCCAGUGGCGACGAAGAUACUUCAAUUGUGGAGGAGAAUAUCAAUCAUCCCGCAAACAUUCAUCAUAUACUUGCUUAUGUCGCACAUUUUCUUGAAAUGGAGGAAAAGGAACUGGCUCAACUCAGCUAUGAAAAUGCAGUACGCCUCUUCUCUUACAAGGGCUCAAAGCUGGUGCAGGGCUAACGAAAUUCCCCAAAA
This is a messenger RNA of Salvia miltiorrhiza (redroot sage), 1168 nucleotides long. RefSeq lists its product as uncharacterized. The coding region runs from base 287 to 1153 and encodes 288 amino acids. Lineage: Eukaryota; Viridiplantae; Streptophyta; Magnoliopsida; Lamiales; Lamiaceae. The transcript is spliced from 2 exons. The record is from RefSeq and is a predicted model, not a curated record. Gene Ontology annotation, molecular function: hydrolase activity, acting on ester bonds.